This is a messenger RNA of Chrysemys picta bellii (western painted turtle), 5570 nucleotides long. RefSeq names its product neuropeptide S (gene NPS). Gene Ontology annotation, cellular component: extracellular region. The record is from RefSeq and is a predicted model, not a curated record. Lineage: Eukaryota; Metazoa; Chordata; Testudines; Emydidae. Gene Ontology annotation, biological process: positive regulation of synaptic transmission, GABAergic; positive regulation of synaptic transmission, glutamatergic; neuropeptide signaling pathway.
CAGACGGGAGUUUGAUUACCAAAAAGCCGGACAUGUCCAGGAAAAAACAGACGUAUGGUAACCCUAUGAUAGUCCUAAGCAGCUUUGCCAAAUAGGGAAAUAUCUGUGUAGCCCCCUUCAGAAACCACCCGUUCCCCAAGCAGACUGAUUCCUCCCUCUCAGUGGCUCUGUGACCUUUCUUAAAACCAGUGAGUCCUAGGUUCUCUGUGCACCUUGCCUUCCUCCUUCAAAGAGCAACAGAGGAGCUAUAUCUCUUCCCGUUGCUGGAAGCAGACUCCCUGCAGUCAGCUUCUUUCCUCUCAUGCCCCAGAAAGCUGUGUCUGUCCAAUCUCAUCUCAUAUGUGUGAGCAAUCCCAGCUGUAUGUAAGCUGGCUGGGAUCUGCAAUUGGCUGCUCUGACAUAUAUCACUGAGGCUUCUUGUCUGGUCCCCAAAGGCUGUUCAUGUCUCAGGCAUCUGAGUAAGCAGGCUUUUGGGGUCCUGAUAUUCCUAAUCCUCUGUGGAGUCUGAACAUAGUAUGGUCCUACAUCUGGGAAAGCUUUUGGAUGUGUGGGGCAUACAGGUGGGAGUGCUGGAUCCUGGUCAGGCAGUAGGAUGACCAGAUGUCUUGAUUUUAUAGGGUCAGUCCCGAUUUUUGGGUCUUUUUCUCACAUAGGCACCUAUUACCCCCCACCUCCUGUCCCGAUUUUUGACACUUGCUAUCUGGUCAGCCUAUCAGGUAGGAAAGAAGUUACCCAGGGACUAAGAUUGCCAACUUUGGCUGGAUAAAUUCUUGGAGGUUUCAUCACAUGACAUUAGCUUUAAUUAAAGAUUAAUCUUUAAUUCCUGGAGACUCCAGGACAACCCUGGAAGGUUGGCAACCCUACAGACUGAUAUAUUUACAAAUGAGGGAACUGUGUCACAGAGAAGUUGAGUGAUUUGCCCAAAGUCACAUGGGGUGUCUGUGGCCGAGCUCUGCAUUGAACCCUGAUGUCCUGAACCUUAAUCACAAGACCAUCCAUCUCUCCACACAAUAGGUUGUGAAGGUUAAUGUACAUUGAAAUUGGGCUAACGAGUGUGGAUAAGAUGAAAACUGAUACUACUUUUCACUCAAGCAGAACCAAACUCAAACUUAUUUUGACUGUAACAGAAACAUCCAGAUAAUCUGAUUAUCUCUUGGAGUUGGACAUGCUGUACCUGUUGGGACUUGAUGUUCAAUUAAAAUGAAAGGCUUUUCUCCAUGAAUAAGACAGUAAGUGCUGAAUAUGUAAACAGUCAAAUGCUCGCUUAAUAAUCUUUAUAACUGAGGGAAUUGCUACUGUCUUUAAAUCAGGAUAAUUUCAUUUUAUAUUUCUAUCACCCCUUUGGUCCUGAAGGAUUCCCAAGUACUUUACAAAGCAGGAAGUUAUGUUAGUUAUGAGUUUUGUGACCAGCAAUUACAAACAUAUCUCUUUAGACCACUGGAUUGCAGCAAGCCUUGACAUAGAGAACAGCAGCCGGGUGGGUAAUUAGGUGUACUAUAGUGCAUGGCAGUGAAGGGAGGGAAAAUUUUCAACCAACGACAUUGGACAAACUCCUACUUUUAUGAAAAAUGCUCAGGACGUUUAAUACCAUUGCAAAUUUUCAGACUUUGUCUCAAAGGGCCAGUGCGGUAAACUUCAUGACAUUGCACGUAUCUAGCUCCGAAGGAUGUAGGGUUGGAUCAAUCUCACCAUAAUUCCUAACUGCUCAUUUGCCCCAAAACCUCUCCCUAGGGUCUCAUUCGGUCACCCUCUCCAAUCACUUUUUCAGUGUGUGAGGAGACAUAAAAGGGAACCAUGCCGCAUUUUGGGCCGCAGUGUCAUUGGUGCCCACAUGACAAAAAUCGAGUGAAUAUCUAAGGGGGAAAAUCUUUAAAUGUAUCACUCAAAUAAAAAAAAUUGAAUUCACUUUAUCAGCUUUUACCCAUCUUUUGUUUUCUUUCUCAGAAUAUUCCAGUGACAUACGCAUGCUUGAAGUGAAUUUUAGGAAUAUGCAAAGCAAUCACAUUUUACCUUUGUAAACAUGAAUAUUUGCGCCGGAAACCUGACUUUAGGGAUUAUUCUAACCCAAUCAGGGAGACAAAAUAACACCAUUGUCCAGAUUUUUAAAAGCAUUUAAGCAUCUGAAGAUGCAGCUAGGGAUCUUACUGGGAUUUUUCAUAAGUGCCUAGGCAAUUAACUCCACUGGCUAGCCAGGUGACAUUGGGCAAGUCACUUCACUACUUUGUGCCUCAGUUUCCCGAACUGUAAAAUGGGAAAAUGACACUUAUCUUCUUUGUAAAUUGCUUUAAGAGCUAUUAUUACAAUUGUCAGCUGAAUUGUUCCCUGUGAAUUAUUCAUUCUCUUCUACACCUCUGCAUGCACAGAGAAAGACAAAUUGGAUUAAAUUUUAUUUGGACAAAAUAGAGGAGUUACUGGUGAGUAAAGAGAGCUGUGGUUUAGCAGAGAUUUUAUCUGCUGCUUCUUUUGAAAUGCUGUGCUCAGCUUUCAAGGAUGUUUGCAAAUUAUGGAUCCUUGUCUACUCCUGGAUUCCCAUGUAGCAAUGGUGGCCAAGUGUCCUUUCUCACAUUUAUGACUCACCGUUAAGACUGAUGGCAUCUAUUCAUGUUUUUUCCUCUAUUCCCUUUGAAUCACUCAGAGAAUCUAGCUUAUUUUUUUUCCGUUGUUGUUGUGCACUAGGUAAACCAAAUAUAGGGUACUCAAUUGUGCCAGCAUAAGUUUUGAGGGAGAGGUUUUCUUUAUACACAUAAGUCUUUCUUUUACCUAAAAAUAUUGUUUAUAAUGAAUAAUGCAGGGAAUAAAUACAGAUUUUAAUUACAGAAAACAAAAGCUCUCAAACUAGAAACCCAAAAGAUCCAGAGGCGUCUGUGAAUUCUCAGACUUCACAAGGUUCAAUCCUCCCUAAUAAAUAUUGUGCCAACUAAAAUAUUUAGAAUAAAAUAGUGAUGCGCUAAGUUUCAGAAACCAUGUUCUAGUAAUGCUAGAUAAAGGUUUGAUAGAUAGAUUAAAGUUAAUAGGAACUUCCCAUCAAUAAACAAACAAUAACAUCAGCAGAUACUGCAUGCACAGGCCUAGAGAUUAAUUUAAUGAAUGAAGCUGGGGUUGAGUAAGAUAGUGUCUGCAAGAGAAGUCCAGAUGAUGACUCCAAGAAGUCCUAAUAAAGACUAAAUUAAAUGUUAUACUGACACAGACACUAGCAUCCCUCUGCACAUCAGUUAGGUGCACUUAGGUUAGGCUCAUGGUUUCUGAAUGUGAAUCUAGUUCCACUUAGACCUUGUCAAACUGAACAAUCAAGCCAUUUUAGCAGGAAUUGUAUUAAAUGCAAGUUUGAACAUCAUUAAAAACUCAGUACAGAUGAGGCCUAAACAAUAUUCACAGUAAAGUCUACAAAAUGGUGGGGCUUCCAUGGUGCAAUGUGUGGGUUUUCUAAAAGGACCAGAUCAUGCAUGUGAGUAGGGCACUGGCCCCAUUAGCUUGCUCUGGCUGUAAGAAAGUCCGUUCAUUUCAAGAGUCUUAUAAAUAUUGUCUAUCCCCUUAGUCUAGUAAUAAACAACAAAUAGGGGAAUGUACCAUAUAAAACAAAUAUACAAUUCAUGACAGAAGAUAAACAGAUUUUUGCUGAGAUAAAAAAGUCCUUGGAAAUAUUUAUUGUUUUUGAUCCCAAUGAAUUAUAAUCUGCUUUGAGGAACUGGCAGCUGAAUAUACAUUUUGACUACUUUUUGUAUGCUACUAGAUGUGCAUGACACUGUAGAGGGUUAAUAUAGCAUACAGUAAUUGACGAAACUCUUGUUAAAAUAAAUUUUUGGAAAUCUUGAGACCUUUUACCAUUUGUGCCAUGAUAAUACGGGCUGGAAGUAAACUCACUUGAAGGACAUUUUAAUGGCAACACGUUUAAUGAAGUCAAUUGGUAGUUUUAUAAUGGCAGCAGAGUGUGUUCUUGCCAUUUUCCCAUUUAAAAAGAAUAAAAGGCCAACCAAGGACCAGUCAGUCAAACUGAAAUAGGAUUUGAUGACAUUUUCACUCCUGAACUCUUGGUAUAAAAUGGUCAUCUAAGAAAGAACUGAUCGGAAAUGUGAGAAAUUUGGCACUAAAACUGCAUAAUUGCAUGUAAGUGCUGAAAGAAAAAAAUGAUCAGGUAAAGAUAUUGCAUUUUAUAUUAUAUCUUUGGAAAGUUUGUAUUGGUGUAUAUGUAUGUAUAUAUUAAGUUUUCCUUUAAAAAAAUUAAACUAAUUCGUGUUUUUCCUUUCAGUCUGUUCAGAUUAAACUUCAUUUUAAUUAUUUGGAUCUCAACAAUGCACCUGUGGGGGUGUUACCCAACUGUCCCUUCUACGCUGUCCAGGAAAUCUGAUUACUGUCUCAUCCUGCUGAAUAGCUGCUUAGCCAAGCUGGACGGGAGUGAAGAAUUGACUUUUCUAAAACCUUUCCUGGAGAAGUCUUUCAUUAAAAGGUCCUUUCGCAAUGGAGUUGGAUCAGGAAUUAAAAAAACUUCCUUUCAAAGAGCAAAGUAAUAAAUAACUGCUCAAGAAAGUAUCCUCAACUUUAGCAUCUAACAUUUAACUGUGAGCUUAAAAUAAUUUGCAAUGCAUUUCUGUGAUAAAACCAAAAGAGACAAAUGUAUCAGCAUGUUCAUAAUGUAAACAGAUGUUUAUUUCAAAUAGUGCAAGCCAAGUGAAGCAGAUUAAAUUGUUCAGUACAGGCAUUGUUUUCAAAGUUACAAUAUCAUAAAGUUUUGUAUUGAUACAAAUGUGUUUUCAGCUGGUUAAUUCCCCGUUUGUAAGACUACAGAUUUAAUCAGAUUGCUCUUGAUUAACACAAAAAUAGUUCUGUGCUUUGAAAGCAUGCACACAUGCAACCGAUCUUGAGGAUGGCAGCAUUAUAUCCUACAUAUGCUCAUCUUUGGUCUAAAAGAUAUCCUUAUGGUUAAUGCAGGGCAUAGCUUCACUUUAUUAGCCUGAUUAUCAUUUACAUGAAAACCACUUUACACCACUCUGGUAAUAUAAAGAGGGUCUUAAAAUGUAAUUUAAGACAUCUUUACACUGAUCUAGAGGUGUAAAGGGCCAUUUGUGAAAAAGAAUCAGGCCCUAUGUUUACACUCUAAUUUAUUUUUAAUAUAGUUAUCUAAAAUGACUUCAGCAGGAAGUAAUCUCUUGAGAUGGCAUUUCAUUUUCAGGAGUGUCCUGGGAAAUCAUUCAAAGUCACUGUAGCAGUGCAUGUCCCUUUGCUUCAAUUAAUCAAUUAAUGUAGGCAACAAAUAUCUGAUGAUAUCUGCCAAAUGUAGGUCUUGCCUAUUUUCUGCUGUUAUGGUUGUGCUCUAAUGAACAGUGGUCCAUUUUUGUUUUUUCUUUGCUGUAAAGUAACUGGAUAGAUGUUUGUUCUCAAAAUAUUGUAGAUUUUGUCAGCUGGAAAGGUCAUCUGCAGAGUUACAUUAUUUGUGUGAAUUUUACCUUGUGGCCAUUUCCUUCAAACAGUGAUGUAACAAACUCUGAAUGUUGGCUUAAAAAUGUAGCAAUGUGUAUUUGUUUAGAUGCAUUUUGAAUUCCAAAAAAUCUAUUAAUAAAUCAAUGUAUGGAUCA